GAAUGGCCGCGAGUGGGGCUCGGCCCGGGAGCCGAGGGACGCUCUAGGCUGCCGGGCGCAGUUGGUCAGCGCCGGGGCUGGGCUGAGGCGCCGCGGUACCAUGAGGCGCCGUACAGGGGGUGUAUGCUGAACUGAGCAGAUCCAUAAAGCUUCUGCAGAGAACCGACAAUUGAAGGACGGAUGUAGCCCUUUGAAUAAGCAUGAAUGAGGAAUUUUAGUGAGGAAACUGUGUUCAAAGACUUGGAAUUGAGAAUGAAAAUGAUUUUUCUAGGGAACGGUAUUUAAGAGAUUAUGGCAUCUGAAACCCACAAUGUUAAAAAACAGAACUUUUGUAAUAAUAUUGAGGAUCAUUACAUUGAUCUUCCUAGAAAAAGGAUCUCUAAAUUCACUAAUAAGAACAUGAAGGAGGUUAAGAAAUCUCCAAAACAGUUGGCUGCUUACAUAAAUAGAACAGUUGGACAAGCUGUGAAAAGCCCGGAUAAACUACGUAAGGUGAUUUAUCGUAGAAAGAAAGUUCCUCAUCCUUCUCCAAAUCCUUGUUACAGAAAAAAACAGUCCCCUAAAAGUGGGGGCUGUGACAUGGCAAAUAAAGAAAAUGAACUGGCUUGUGCAGGCCAUCUGCCUGAAAAAUUACGCCAUGAUAGUCGAACCUAUUUGGUUAACUCCAGUGAUUCUAGUUCUUCACAGACAGAAAGCCCAUCAUCAAAAUAUGGUGGGUUUUUUUCUGAGGUUUCUCAGGACCAUGAAACAAUGGCACAGGUUUUGUUCAGUAGGAAUUUGAGAUUGAAUGUAGCUUUAACUUUCUGGAGAAAGAGAAGUAUAAGUGAACUUGUAGCUUAUUUGGUGAGGAUAGAAGACCUUGGAGUUGUGGUGGAUUGCCUUCCUGUUCUUACCAAUAGUUUACAGGAAGAAAAACAAUACAUCUCACUUGGCUGCUGUGUAGACUUGUUGCCUCUAGUAAAGUCACUACUUAAAAGCAAAUUUGAAGAAUACAUAAUAGUUGGUUUAAACUGGCUUCAAGCAGUCAUAAAAAGGUGGUGGUCAGAACUAUCGUCCAAAACAGAAAUUAUAAAUGAUGGAAAUAUUCAGAUUUUAAAACAACAAUUAAGUGGAUUGUGGGAACAGGAAAACCAUCUUACUUUGGUUCCAGGAUAUACUGGUAAUAUAGCUAAGGAUGUAGAUGCUUAUUUAUUACAGUUGCAUUGAGACACUUCAUCUACUAAAGAGCAUUUGAUUAUUCAAAACAUCCCUGGACUAUAUGAUUUCCCCAAAAAUCUUAUCUGAGAACUGUGAACUGUGGAAGAAAUCAAAAUCAUUUUUUUUUAAAGCCACAUAAUGAAACCACUAACAGAACCCUAGCAAUCUACUUCACAUUGAAGUGGAAAAAUAUCCAAAAGGAGCAGCUUCAACUUCAGUGAGGUGAAAGUGCACUACAAAGAUUGUUCGCCUUUGCUGCAUUUGGGGUUUAUAUGGUUAUUUGGUAACAUUGUUUGAAAACUACUGGGUCUUAAUGCAAUCCUGCAUAAGAAUAUAAUUUAUACUAUGUGAAAAAAUAAGACAGGACUUAUUACUAGAAUCUACAAAGACCAAUCAUCAUUACUUUUUUUAAGACUGUAUUUUAUAAGAAAACACUUAAAUGUGUGCAGCUAUUUUCUUAUUUUGAAAAGACUUUGAAAGUUUAAAACAUCGUGGCAAAUAAUCAAUACUAAAAGUUUUUUGUCCACACUGAGAUACUGUGUAUACAAAAUGCCUUAAUUAUUAAUAAGCCAAUGUGUAUGAUACCAAUAUCUGUUUAAAAAAAAUUAAAACCAACCAUGCUUCUGGCAUGAUAAAAUCAUGGAAUUAAAUCAGGGGUUUCCAUUCAUGUAGAAUGUUGUUGUUAAAACUUAUUCCACACCAUUUUUAAAACUUGGGAUUAUUUUUAGUAUCUCUGAUUUUUUUUUGCCAGAAUCAUCAUGUCAUGUGUGUAUGUGUUAUUCCUAUAUAAAAGAAAAAGGUGAAUAUGUAUUUGUAUGAAUGCUUAACUGGAAAUGUUCAUGGAGUUGGCUAAUUUAUAUUCACUUUUUAUUGUGUACAGAUUUCUAAUAUUUUCAGUUCUGUAUCAUUUAAGCUUCCUUCAUUUGAGUAAAUUCACUAAAUAUUUCUA
This is a messenger RNA of Diceros bicornis minor, 2146 nucleotides long. It is a transcript of the gene KATNBL1, whose product is annotated as katanin regulatory subunit B1 like 1. Gene Ontology annotation, cellular component: nucleolus. Gene Ontology annotation, molecular function: microtubule binding. The coding region runs from base 292 to 1206 and encodes 304 amino acids. The transcript is spliced from 11 exons. NCBI's taxonomy places the organism in Eukaryota, Metazoa, Chordata, Mammalia, Perissodactyla, Rhinocerotidae. The record is from RefSeq and is a predicted model, not a curated record.